AAACCAACACCCUGAUACAAACCCCAAGAAAAGCUCUUCAUCUUCAAUAUGGGUGCCGUGGUUUCUUGCAUCCAAAGCGUCUUCCGCGCCAUCGGUAGCUGCCUUAUGGCCAUAGUCAACGCUAUCGGCUCCAUCUGCCACGCCAUCAUCAGCGGUGUGGUCACAGUGAUCGAUGUUAUCAUCUCCUGCCUGACCUGCGGCUACUGUGGAAAGCGCCGGCGAGGUCGUCGAUCAGCAGUCUGAUAGGAAACAAACUAUCCUGUCUAUAGACACACCUAUGAGUCCAUGAGGAUAGAAGG
This is a messenger RNA of Penicillium hordei, 299 nucleotides long. RefSeq lists its product as uncharacterized. Bases 49 to 243 code for a protein of 64 amino acids. Lineage: Eukaryota; Fungi; Ascomycota; Eurotiomycetes; Eurotiales; Aspergillaceae. The record is from RefSeq and is a predicted model, not a curated record. The transcript has 2 exons.